Messenger RNA from Penicillium cinerascens, 1554 nucleotides. RefSeq names its product T6SS phospholipase effector Tle1-like catalytic domain-containing protein. The transcript has 6 exons. NCBI's taxonomy places the organism in Eukaryota, Fungi, Ascomycota, Eurotiomycetes, Eurotiales, Aspergillaceae. The record is from RefSeq and is a predicted model, not a curated record. The coding region runs from base 1 to 1554 and encodes 517 amino acids.
AUGCUCACCCCAGGGAAGCGGCUCAUCCUGUGUUUGGAUGGCACGUGGGUCAAUAGCGACCAGGGCUACAACCGGCCGACCCUGGACCAGCCAAAUGCCACUCUGCAGGUCCCAACAAAUGUCACGCGAGUCUAUCGCGCACUGAAGAAAAGGGACUCGGCCGGCUGGAUCCAGGUCAUGUACUAUCAUCCCGGCGUUGGUACUAGCGGAGGUAUCGUGGAUGCACUUGCUGGUGGAAUCUUUGGUGCUGGCGUUCCUGAAGAUAUUAGGGAAGCGUAUAAUUUCGCGGCAACAAAUUACGAGCCCGGUGAUGAAAUUAUUCUGCUGGGCUUUUCCCGUGGUUCAUUCACCGCACGUAGUGUUGCAGGCCUCAUCACCGAGAUUGGUCUCCUCACUUCUAAGGGAAUGGAGUACCUCUACCCGAUCUUCAAAGAUUCAGAGAACUUUAGGAAUCCCGACUACAAGGACAAGUUUCCCACUGUACCAUUCUCUCACAAGCCACAAUCACGGAAGGAAUACAAACGUCGGCUUGAAGAGGAGGGAUUCACGCGAGUGUAUGACCCUGAUGGGUAUCCCAUCACAGUUCGUUGUGUCGCGGUCUGGGAAACAGUUGGAAGUCUAGGUUUGUCCAUCGUCCCUCUCAACCAGAAAUUCACAAUGCUGAUUGUGAAUAGAUUCUACGACACAUCUCUGUCAAACGGAAUUGAAUACGCCUUCCAAGCACUCGCCCUGGACGAAGAUCGCCCUUCCUUUGCCCCAGCAGUAUGGGAACGGCCACCUCAAGUCCGCACCGAUCUCCGACAGGUCUGGUUCUGCGGAGCCCACUCCAAUGUCGGAGGCGGCCUCCCCGACCAAGAACUCGCCAACAUCACCAUGGCCUGGAUGAUGGACCAACUCACCUCUAUAGGCGUAGCCUUCGAAGAAGACACGAUCGACAAAAUCUUCGUACAAAGCGUCCGCUACUACUACAAUUAUCAUCAAGAGGCAAGGCCCGCAUCCGAGAACUCCAAACGCAAGCGACUGACCAAAUGGGCCAUUCCUUCUAUCUACUAUGCACACAGACCGGUUCGACCUUGGGGUCUGGGUGAGAUCAUUGACCCUGUCACAGGAAUCUAUCACCUUGCUGGCAGGAUGACUCGUACACCCGGCAUGUAUCAUUAUACCGAUCCUGACACCGGGCUUCCUACUUCAGAAUUCUUGGAGAAUACAAACGAGCGGAUUCAUCGAAGUGUUCGAAUUCGACUUUCUCUUGAGGGUCUAGGAUAUGACGAUAAAGAGCUGUACAAGUGCCGUGCGUUGCUUAAGAAAGGACCUUGGCAGCUCAAGCGAAUGCGUGUUGUAUCUCGUCGCCAUGUUGAAGAUUCCUAUGGAGAUGAGGAGACCGUGGAAGAGGAUCAAGAUCGAUGGGGAUGGGUGUAUAAUGGACCUAAAGAAGAUGAGCCGCCGGAAACGCUUAUGAUGGAGGAGCCGCUGGGUCCGUUUGAAGAUCAAUUGCUUCGGUUCAGCAAAGGCCGGGCAUUCUACAAAUCUCUUCUUGCGGAGAGCCAACGAUAA